GUAUGACGCUUGUCCGCUCGUCCUGACGGUGCUGAGCGGAAAACAAAGCGGCUGGAACAGUGCGGAACCUUAAGGAACAACAAAAAUAACUUCUUCAUCAAAACAAGAUGAAAAAGUUAUUUUUGUUUUUCCUUUCCUGUCACGUUUCAUCACCAGUCAAACACUCCCUGAAGUUCUUCUUCACUGCAUCUUCUGGACUCCCAAACUUCCCUGAGUUUGUCGGUGCUGCACUGGUCGAUGACAUUGAGGCGGGUUACUGCGACACCAACACACAGAGAGUAGAACCAAAACAGGAGUGGAUGAGAAAUUAUUUAGGGAAGGACCCUCAGCACCUGGAGGUCUACAAUGGAGAGUGUUUUGAGAAUCAACCAAACCUAUUAAAAGCCAAUAUUUAUAGUUUUAAGCAGCGCUUCAACCAAACUGGAGUCUCAGAUGUCCACAUUAUCCAGAGGCUAAGUGGCUGUGAAUGGGACGACAAAACUGGAGAAGUUAUGGGCUUUUUGCAGUUUGGCUACAAUGGAGAAGACUUCAUAUCAUUGGACCUGAAGACACGGACAUGGAUCGCUCCGAAACCACAGGCUGUCCUCACCAAACUGAGAUGGGAUGCUGACAAAGCAAAAAUAAAACGCAACGAGAACUUCUUCAUUCACAUUUGUCCUGAGUGGUUGAAGAGCUAUGUGGACUAUGGGAAGAGCUCUCUGCUGAAAACAGAGCUUCCCUCAGUGUCUCUCCUCCAGAAGACUCCCUCCUCUCCACUCAGCUGCCACGCUACAGGUUUCUACCCUGACAGAGCCGUGAUGUUCUGGAGGAAAGAUGGAGAGGAGCUUCAUGAGGACGUGGAGCACGGAGAGAUCCUCCCCAACCAUGAUGGAACCUUCCAGAUGAGUGUUGACCUGAACAUUUCAUCAGUCACACCUGAAGACUGGGGGAGGUAUGAAUGUGUGUUUCAUCUCUCUGGUGUGAAGGAGGACAUCGUCACCAAACUGGAGAAAGCAGUGAUCAGGACCAACUGGGUGAAGCCCAGUAACAUGAUCCCAACCGUCACUGCUGCAGUGGUUGUUGUUGUUUUCAUCCUCAUCUGUGUCACUGGGUUCAUGAUUUACAAAAAGAAGGAAGCCCAGUGCCCUCCAUCUCCUCCUGACGACGUCUCUGAGCUCUCUGAGAAACUGAAUCCUGAAGCCUGAUCGACAAACACAGUCAGUCGGUUCACUGCUGUGGGACAGAACAAGUCAAUGCUUUCAUGUGUGUUAUUUGUGUUUUGUGGCAAAAAAAAAGAAAACAAAAAAAACCCCUAAAAAAAAUUAAGUUCCUUCAUAUGAAGAGAAGUGAAAUUAAAAAAGAAACUUGCUUCAUAUAGAUA
Messenger RNA from Toxotes jaculatrix (banded archerfish), 1360 nucleotides. Its product is annotated as major histocompatibility complex class I-related gene protein-like. Gene Ontology annotation, cellular component: external side of plasma membrane. Lineage: Eukaryota; Metazoa; Chordata; Actinopteri; Toxotidae. Gene Ontology annotation, biological process: immune response. Bases 108 to 1184 code for a protein of 358 amino acids. The record is from RefSeq and is a predicted model, not a curated record. The transcript has 7 exons.